AUGCUGCCCAUUCCACGAACACCCAAAAACCCAACAAUAUUCCAUUUCAUUAAAAAACGCACCAAAACCUAUUCUAAAACCAAUUUUAAGUUACCUAUUCUGAACUCGUUCAAAUUUAAUUCAUUUUGUACCACUAAUAGCAACGGAUUUCACGUUAAUUCGUCUUGUACCCAUAGCAAUCGCAAUAGAAUUCACGUUAACAAUAAAAAAUAUACGCGUAAAUUUGUCACCGCUACCUCGACAAUUCACUCCUACCCUACAGCAGCAACCACAAAGAAAACCCUUGCGGACAGAAAAUGGGCCCGUUACUUAUUAACACUUAUACCAAUAAUAACGUUCGGACUCGGGACGUGGCAAGUACAGCGUCUACGUUGGAAAAUGGGACUUAUUAAUGAAGCGCAGGAACGCAUAUCAAAACCACCAAUGAAGCUGCCUAAGCACAUAAAUCUUGACGUCUUAGACGAACUAUCGUAUAGACGUGUUUACGCGACCGGACAGUUUCGUCACGAUCAAGAGAUGUUGUUGGGAAUACGACAUCACGAUAAUAAACCGGGAUAUUUCGUAAUUACGCCGUUGGAACGGGAAAAUGGGUCUACGGUUCUGGUUAAACGCGGCUGGAUAUCAAAAGAAAAGGCUGAUCCUGCUAUAAGGCCAAAGAGCCAAGUAAAAGGAAUCGUCUCAGUGGAAGGAUUAGUGAAGAAAUCCGAAAAGAAAAAUUGGGCUAUCCCCGAAAACAGUCCAGACAAAAACCAAUGGCUCUGGACAGACGUGGAGACGAUGGCUGAACGUACGGGCGCGCAACCGGUGUUAAUUGAGCAAUCUCUAGAUGUACCGCACUACGUAACUAACACAAUGAUCGAUGAUGGAAUCCCAAUCGGUAAAUUACCACAAGUAGAUUUUCGAAAUACUCAUUUAGAGUAUGCCAUUACAUGGUACUUAUUAAAACCGCCUCCUGGACAAGUGAAACGACAACAGAUGUUGGGUUAA
This is a messenger RNA of Ambispora leptoticha, 987 nucleotides long. NCBI's taxonomy places the organism in Eukaryota, Fungi, Glomeromycota, Glomeromycetes, Archaeosporales, Ambisporaceae. The record is from the annotation of a GenBank genome assembly.